AUGCCGAAGACCAGCAAGUUGAAGUUGCAGUCGGGAGCGUGGACAAUAAGCAAGCCGGGUAAGCCUAAUGGGGGAGAAGACGCUUAUUUCGCGUUGGAGCAUUUUGCUGGGGUAGCGGAUGGGGUGGGAGAAUGGGGAGAUUACGGAUGUUGUCCGAGACAGUUCGCUUUGGCUCUGAUGGAAGGUUCGCAAGAGAUGGCGCUACGUCAAGAGUUCCAUGCCCGUCCAAAUUGCGGGGGCGGGAUGGAUGGCCGUCGAGCGAGCGAGAGAGCCCUGUCGGUCCUCCGUUCAGGGUUCGAAAGGGCCUUGCAGGAGAAAGGGUGCUUUGGAAGUUCGACCUCGCUCGUGGUCGGCCUGGAUGCGAUGGGCGAGAAACUCGGAAUCGCCUGUCUGGGGGAUAGCAGCUGCAUUGUAUUGCGUCGUACCCGGCCUAUAUUCAGACAUAUGACCAUUACCCGACGAACCCGUGAACAGCAGCAUUUCUUCAACUGUCCUUAUCAGUUGUCAAGACUGCCCCAACCGGAAGAUAUUCCUCAGCUGGAGAACAGGGGCAUGUUCAAGCUUAUUCGGGUCCUUGCCAAUAUCCGCCCGGAGAUGUCCAGCGACUCUCCGGACCAAGCGGAUCUUAUUGAUAUACCUGUAAAGGAGGGUGACCUCAUUCUCAUCGGAACAGACGGCCUGUUCGACAACCUAUUCGAUCAGGAAAUCAUUGCCCUCGCUUCUCUGGCACUAAGUCCCUAUGAAGCACGCCUGUUCACUGGUCCAAAUAGGGAUAGGCCCAGUGAGCCGCCACAACACCCAGGCUCUACAGAAUCCAUGUUGUAUAAUGCGCGGAAAUGGACCGAGGACUGGGUCACCGGCAGGCGGGCUCCCCCUUCCGCGCUGGACCCUCCUUGUGUCAACCAAGACAAGACCAUUGCUACUCCGCCAGGACAUGUUGCGCGCGGCAUCGCCGAGGCAGCGUUUUACCGCUCCAUCGACAGCCGCGCCAAGUCCCCUUUUGCUAAGGCCGCCAGAGCUGCGGGCGCCUCCGCCGUCGGCGGAAAGCAAGACGACAUCACAGUUGUGGCGUGUUGGGUUGUUUCUACAGACUAA
Messenger RNA from Gregarina niphandrodes, 1095 nucleotides. RefSeq names its product putative protein phosphatase 2C. The transcript has a single exon. Lineage: Eukaryota; Apicomplexa; Conoidasida; Eugregarinorida; Gregarinidae. The record is from RefSeq and is a predicted model, not a curated record. The coding region runs from base 1 to 1095 and encodes 364 amino acids.